Messenger RNA from Malania oleifera, 552 nucleotides. RefSeq lists its product as uncharacterized. Lineage: Eukaryota; Viridiplantae; Streptophyta; Magnoliopsida; Santalales; Ximeniaceae. The coding region runs from base 1 to 552 and encodes 183 amino acids. The record is from RefSeq and is a predicted model, not a curated record. Gene Ontology annotation, molecular function: zinc ion binding; nucleic acid binding. The transcript is spliced from 2 exons.
AUGGCUGUACUCGACUGCACGAACGAACAGAAGCUCCAUUAUGCUGCUUUCAAGAUGACUGGAGAGGUAAAGCGCUGGUGGCUUUCUACAAAGCUACUAGAGGAUCAGAAGCUGGGGGAUAUGACAGUUGUGGAGUAUGCGGCUAAAUUUUUGGAAUUGUCGCGUUUCGCUCCAUUCUUGAUCCCAAAUGAGAUAAGGAAAGUUAGGAAAUUUAAGAAAGGCAUAAGACGUAGAAUCUAUGAGGUGGUGGUCGGGUUUCAAGUCCAAAGUUUUUUAGAACUAAUUGAUAAGGCGUCGGUGUUGGAGAAGAGUAUCCAAAGCAGCACUAAGUCUUUAGAGCAUAAGAAGAGACCUACACCACCUAGUUUUCAAUCUGAGGUCAGUCAAGGAUCAGGGAAGAAAGGAAAAGAAGCAGUGGGCUCUGUAUGCCUGAAGUGUAAUAAAAGGCAUAGGGGCGAAUGCUGGUUUGGCACUUCGAAUUGUUACAAGUGCGGUAAGCCAAGGUAUUUUAGGAAAGAUUGCCGGGAGCCGUUGUCUAUGGUAUCUGUGUAG